GCUUGUACUGCAUGCAUUAGCCUCGUGGAGCCAUCGAAUCAUUCGCCUAAGUAACAUUCGUGCUUUCGUAAGGAUUUCAAGGUGGAGAGCUUCACUUCCUUUCUCGCUCAGUAUGGAGCCUGGACUUGGACUGCGCUCAAGGACGCCUUGUGGACGGCAUCGCGCGCAUCAACCGAGGGCGCAACAACGGCAGCACACAGUCAACGUCAAGCGGCCCUCGUAGCGAUUGCGGGCAGAGGAGCUACGAGAAAUAUGCCUGAACGACCGUUGACGAUUGCAACUUAUGCGGCUGGAGCCUCACUCGCCGCUAUUACGUUGGUGUAUGUCUUCGGCCCUACCUUCUUUCUGGAUGAUGAAGCGGCCAACAUUUCGCGGUCGAGUCGGAAGAAGGGCGUUGUGGGAUUGACCAACCCGGCCAAUGAUUGCUUCAUCAACAGCGUGCUGCAGGCGCUGGCUGGCUUGCCGGAGUUGAGGCUUUAUCUGAUACGAGAGAUGCACAGGCGCAAAUUAGAUGGUGCAGAGCUUUACAACGAUCUUACGGCUGUUUUGGAAGAGCAGCGUCAGAAGGAACGCGGCGUCAAGCCGAUGCCGGAGUGGAAGCUGCUCGGUCUGCAGCAAGGCUCAGUUACGGCGGGGUUGAAAGACGUCCUGGAUGCGCUGAACGAGCGGCCGAUCGUGAAGAAAACGAUCAGUGCACAGCCGUUCAUUCGCGUAGUUGAGCUGUCCUUCCGUACGCGCAUCAACCGAUCGCAGCAGGACGCGCAGGAGUUUCUCCAGCUCGUUGCUGAGAGACUUGCAGACGAGAAUCAUGCCGCAAGUAGAGUCAGGAGGAAAGCGCGUCGGAAACACCUUUCACUUGAGCCUGACGGAGCUGCACAGCUUAAGGAAGUGUUGCACGCCGACAGUGUUCAUGAACAGCGGCAUGACAGUAAGCUCGCACUACUGAAGGACACGCGUCCGGACAUAGGAGCCGGCCCGCCUGAGCCUCCAGAUCCAGACGAAGGCGACGCGGAGUCCGCACCUUUUCCGCUAGAAGGCAAGGUCGAGUCGCAAGUCGAGUGCUCGCACUGUCGGUUCAAACCGAAACCAUCGGUGUCUUCGUUCGUCACAUUGACACUUCACGUACCCUACGACAGAACUUCGACGUCGCUCAACGCGUGCUUGGAUGGCCUGCUAAAGGUGGAGCAUAUCGACGACUUCGUUUGCGAUAGAUGCCGUUUGGAGCACGCGCUGCAGCUCAACGCGAGGCAACUCACGAAAGCUACCCUAUCCUCCGAUGAGCGCUCGACGCUAGAGGAUGCCAGAAUCAAGCUGGAAGCAGCAUUGCGAGAUGACCCGGAGAAGCCACCUAAAGAUGUCAAGCUACCUGACUCCUCAGUGACGCCAAAGCGUCGCAUCACCCGACAUACGAGGAUAUCUAGCUUCCCGCGCAUCCUUGCCAUCCACCUCAACCGGUCCGUGUGGGACGCACAUUCUAGUUCGUCAAAGAACAUGGCUAAGGUGGCCUUCCCAGAGACGUUGCCCAUAGGUGGGCUGCUUGACCGCAAAACAUACCGUCUACUCACGGUAGUCACGCACAAGGGCGUUCAUAGUAGCGGCCACUACGAGACUUUCCGGCGCCAGUAUAAUAACCCGCCAUACUCCACGCCGGCAUCGAUGGGUACGGAAGGUAUUUACAGCGCACGGACCAGUGCAGCUCCGAGCCCAAGAUUAUCCGCGGCACCUAGCCCUCGUCUGAGCGGGCGCUUUACGAGAGAUGGAGAGAGUCAAACCACACCGACGCCGCCCGAGUCACCACCAACACUUUCUCCAUCAACAUUCGACUCACCCUCGAGCUCGUCUGCUUCCUCACGCUCGUUGCAAGCAGCGAUGCAUGAAAGACGGACGCCGAGAACAAGCGUACCAAUCGAGGCUAUACCAACGCCGGGAUUACCGCCGCUGCCUGCAGACGCUCCGGCUUCAAAUGGGACGAAGAGGCAACGAAGUAUCGCUGGGGCUGUCAGUCUGUCUGGACGCAAGCGCCGCGUACCGGACAGAUGGUGGCGGAUAAGCGAUGAGAAAGUGAAGGAAUGCAAGACGGGUGAUGUGCUGGGUCAGCAAAGGGAGGUGUAUCUACUGUUUUAUGAGGUGAUGGACGAUGUCUAGGCAUGCGCGCGAUGGUUCAGCUUAUGUGCUUAGCGAGGCGUUCAGGUGCGUGGAGCUUGUGUCAGUGCUGCCUAACUCCUGCUUGUACACACUGCAAAAUCAAGGCGCAUUCCUCUGCAAGUCAUGCUCCGCUAUCUGAUCGUUGCGUACCCUGUCGAUAGAGGGCUCUGCUUUCCUCGACUAGACGGAGACACGAGUGGAGAGCUGACUCGGCAGCGACUCGG
Molecule: messenger RNA, 2369 nt
Organism: Baudoinia panamericana UAMH 10762
Lineage: Eukaryota; Fungi; Ascomycota; Dothideomycetes; Mycosphaerellales; Teratosphaeriaceae
Exons: 2
Coding region: 253-2145 (630 amino acids)
Biological process (GO): protein deubiquitination
Cellular component (GO): nucleus; cytosol
Molecular function (GO): cysteine-type deubiquitinase activity; cysteine-type endopeptidase activity
Source: RefSeq, a predicted model, not a curated record